This is a messenger RNA of Chironomus riparius, 2514 nucleotides long. NCBI's taxonomy places the organism in Eukaryota, Metazoa, Arthropoda, Insecta, Diptera, Chironomidae. The record is from the annotation of a GenBank genome assembly.
AUGCUUCAAUCAAAGCCAAUCGCCCUUCCAUCCACCUCAUCAACCCUCGCGCCAUCAUCACAUCGUCAUGCGACAAAACGUGCUCAACAAUCACAGAGCCAACAGUCGACAGUACAAAAGAAAGUCAGUGCUGUUGAUGCGAGCGAUGAUGAUGAUGUACUGAUCCUCGACGAACCACGUCGUUGGACGAAAAAGCGACGACUACUGGGAAAAUAUGAGAAGAAAUGCUCAUCGGGUGGUGAAGAUGACUCAGGAACUGAACCAGGAUCGUCAUCGUCUUCCAGCGGAACGCCAAGUGAUGGCGAAUUUAAUUGUGAAUGCGCAAAUGACUCAGGAUGUGAUGAUGAGGAUGAUGAGGAGGUGUGUGAUAAUAAGGACCAUCAUAAGGAUCAUAUUGAUGAGUUGUGUUGGCAGUUGGAGGAGAAUUUUAAGGAAAAUAAUGGCUUCUUCCGUCGAUCGAUUCAACAGAAAAUUCAGUAUCGUCCGUGCACAAAAAAUCAACAAUGUAUGAUUCAGCGAGUCAACCGCAACCGUUGUCAAUACUGUCGACUGAAGAAAUGUAUUGCUGUCGGAAUGAGCCGAGAUGCCGUCCGAUUCGGUCGCGUUCCAAAGCGCGAAAAAGCGCGUAUCGAAGCUGCAAUGCAACAACAGACACGUAAUCGAGCACUCACAACGCAUGUAUGGACUGAUGGAAUUGAAGACGUACAGAGCAUCAUUGACACAGUCGUUGGUGCCCACAUGGAGACAUGCGAAUUUACUCGCGAGCGAGUCCGUGAAAUGAAACUUCGUGCAAAAGACUGUCCAAAUUACACAGAGCCCACGAGGGCUUGCCCACUAAAUCCUGCACCAGAAAUCCAAUCCGAGCAGGAAUUCUCUCAACGAUUUGCUGACGUCAUUCGUGGCGUGAUUGAAUUUGCCGGUAAAAUUCCUGGCUUUGAAUUACUCGCGCAAGGUGAUAAGUUUACAUUGCUCAAGGCUGGUCUCUUUGACGCUCUUUUUGUACGCCUCAUUGGCAUGUUUGACACAUCACUCGACAGCAUUGUAUGCCUAAAUGGUCAACUUAUGAGACGCGACUCAAUUCAGAAUGGUGCAAAUGCAAGAUUUUUAGUCGACUCAACGUUCAAGUUUGCCGAGAGAAUCAAUGCAAUGCAGUUGAAUGAUGCUGAAGUUGCACUUUUCUGUGCUGUUGUGCUUAUUGCACCUGAUCGUCAUGGAAUUCGUAAUUAUGAGCUGAUACAGCGAAUGCAUGCGAAAUUGAAGCAGUGCUUACAGCAUGUUAUUGUUAAGGGACGUCCAAAUGAGCCUGAAUUUAUGGGCAACUUGAUGAACACAAUUGGCGAUCUUAAGACGCUCUCGACCCUCCAUACUGAGAAGCUUGUUGUAUUCCGUAAUGAGAUGAAUCAACAAAUGUCAAAUGGACUUGAGCAGCAGAUUCAAGUCACUGAUGUGUCGACGCUACAAAAGCCACUCACACAGCAACAAACACUCAACAGCACCACAUCCCCACCAUUAAAUGGUCACCCUUAUCAACAAUCACCAUCGCCUCAUCACCAGCCACAAAUCCGUAUGUGUCCACGUAUCAUGGAUGCGCAGUCAAGUGACGGUAGCAUGUCAACAAUCACAAGCAGUGAACCAUCACCGCCACCACCUCAAAUGCAAAUGUGUCCCGCCAAACAAUCACCAAUUUUGCUCGCAAAGCUCCAAGGAUGUCCGAUGGGAUAUCAAGCACAGCAGCAACAACAGCGAAAAAUCAUUCAACAUCGAAGCUCAACGGAAUCGCCAACAUCACAACAACAGCUGUCACAUCCAAAUAUUCCAGCUGGUACAACAAUCACAGCUGUAACACGUCCAAUGACACAAGGUGGACAGACAACCGUUGUACAGACAGUCACGAGGAAACUCGAUAGUCCAACAGACUCAGGCAUUGAAAGUGGAAGUGAUGGUGGUUGUAUAAAUGGAUCAAAAAUUGGAUCCGGUUCAUCGUCGUGCUCGUCACCACGAAGCUCACUCGAAGAUGUUCCAGUCAUGACACAAUCGUUGGCCGAGUCACUGCCAACAUUAAAACGUGCUCUCGAAAAACCCGCAAUUUUUGAUCCAAACAUGUACCAUAAGAAGUUUAGACGAUGUCCACAAGGUAGCGAUGGUGGAUCACCGCCAAUUAUGAUUCAUCACAAUGAGCCAAGUCAACUGCAGACAAUCCUUACAGCACCACGCAAUAAUGGACAUUUGGCAAUGACUCAUUCGAAUCUUGUCGAUCGUCUUAAGAUGGCACCAAAAAUGAGUGAGGAACAUCGAAAGAAUCAAGAGCUUUUGAAUCGAUUCAUUGAUCAAGGUGGUGUUAUUAAGAGUACAGCUAAGGUUCACAUUUCAUCAGCACCAAUGGUUGAUAGUAUGGAAGGUGCACCAUUGAAUUUAUCCAAAAAGACAGCGCAAACGACGACAAUUGUCAUUGGAAAUGGAGGAAGUGUCAGUGUUAAUGGCGAUGCUGACACAAAAAUCAUGGUUGAGGCGUAA